AUGAUUCCGGAACUGGAGCGUUACUAUCUCACGAACUAUUCUAAAUGCAAUUUAUCUUAUAAUUAUCUUGCAACGCGGGAAGGAUUAUCAUAUCCCAGUCAUGUAAUUCAAGCUAUAGCAGCUCCAGUACAAAUAUUAUCUUUUUUCACUAUUUUGAAAAAAACACCUAAGGUUAUGAAAACGAUGAAGUGGCCAUUGUUCAUCAAUCAUUCUUGGUCUGUUUGGAUAGAUUUCGGUUUAUGUACAUUGUCAACUCCGUAUAUUUUCCUCCCAACCACAUCAUUUAUUGGUGUUGGAAUUUUAAGUUUCUUCGGGUUAUCGUAUAUCCCGCAAAUGGCUGCUGGCGCGUUGUCAGCUUUGUGUGAGUUCAUUUGUUUGUCUAGCCGAAGUAAUGCUAUCACAGAUAAUCGUUUUCGGAUGACAAAGAAAUGCACUCGAGUUUUAUACCAUACUUUAGUAUUAUUUUUGAAUCUCACUGUAUUAUUAUUCAUGUUCUUCACGACGACAGAAGAGUCACAAAAAUUGGAAGCUCUGAAAAUCGAUCCGUGCCCGACUAAAGAAUUUUUUAGGUCUCCUGUUGGUUAUUACAACCAGGGCCUUAUGAAUCUGGGUAUGAUAUUUUAUGGGCUAAAUGGAUUGGUUGAAAGUUUGGCUAUCCUUUCGGUAUAUCGUCCUUAUCGGAACGCUGUAAAAGACAUUUUGAACUUUAGAAAAUCAAAAGAACCCAAAGUCCAAACUAUUCCAGUUCGAGAAGUUUGUGGGAAUUCUGGUUUUGGAAGGACACAUCUUCGAAUUUGA
Caenorhabditis briggsae is the source of this 798-nucleotide messenger RNA. The transcript is spliced from 5 exons. The coding region runs from base 1 to 798 and encodes 265 amino acids. The record is from RefSeq and is a predicted model, not a curated record. Lineage: Eukaryota; Metazoa; Nematoda; Chromadorea; Rhabditida; Rhabditidae.